Messenger RNA from Psilocybe cubensis, 762 nucleotides. RefSeq lists its product as uncharacterized. Gene Ontology annotation, cellular component: intracellular membrane-bounded organelle. Gene Ontology annotation, molecular function: ribose-5-phosphate isomerase activity. Gene Ontology annotation, biological process: D-ribose metabolic process; pentose-phosphate shunt, non-oxidative branch. NCBI's taxonomy places the organism in Eukaryota, Fungi, Basidiomycota, Agaricomycetes, Agaricales, Agrocybaceae. The coding region runs from base 1 to 762 and encodes 253 amino acids. The transcript has 10 exons. The record is from RefSeq and is a predicted model, not a curated record.
AUGGACGCGAUCGAGCAGGCGAAACGUCUCGCAGCGUAUACUGCGGUGGAUAACCAUGUGUUGCCGGAACAUCGGGUCAUUGGAAUUGGAUCAGGUUCGACGGUACCAUACGUAGUCGAGAGAAUCGUGCAGCAGGGCCCGGCUGUGAAUAAGGGGAGGGUGUUCAUUCCGACUGGAUUUCAGUCAAAACAGCUCAUCGUCGAUGCUGGAUUAGGACUUGGAGAUGUGGAUCAGUACCCUACGAUCGAUGUUACACUUGAUGGGGCGGACGAAGUCGACCAUCAGUUGAACUGUGUUAAAGGAGGAGGAGCGUGUCAUUUGAGAGAAAAGGUGUUGGCGGAGGCUGCUACGACAUUCAUCCUUGUUGCGGACCAUCGAAAGAAUGUGGAGUAUCUUGGGACGAAUUUCACGCAAGGUGUGCCGAUCGAGGUUGUGCCGUUCGCGUAUGCAAAGGUGUUGCAGAAUUUGCAUCAUAUUUUGGGAUCGCCCAAGGCGACGCUGAGGAUGGCUGUUAAGAAGGCUGGCCCGGUUGUCUCGGAUAAUGGAAACUUUGUCAUUGACGCGCCGUUUGAGCGCGAUAUGAUGAUUGACCCGUAUACUAUUAUGGCACAGAUCAAGAUGCUUACGGGUGUGGUGGAGGUAGGGCUGUUCUGCAAGAUGGCGAAGGCUGCGUACUUUGGGAACGCCGACGGCUCGGUCACCGUCCGGUGGAAAGACGGCCAGGUGAACCAGAUAUUAGCUGAAGAAGCCCCCGGAAAUUAA